Messenger RNA from Lytechinus variegatus (green sea urchin), 5297 nucleotides. RefSeq names its product proline-rich protein 36-like. The transcript has 3 exons. The coding region runs from base 496 to 2136 and encodes 546 amino acids. Gene Ontology annotation, molecular function: sequence-specific DNA binding. NCBI's taxonomy places the organism in Eukaryota, Metazoa, Echinodermata, Echinoidea, Temnopleuroida, Toxopneustidae. The record is from RefSeq and is a predicted model, not a curated record.
UUACUAUUGAGUCACACAAAAAAGAUCACUUGACUGGAAAAAGCGGGGGCGAGGAGGCAACAAUAAUCAACUAUCGAGCUUCCUUAUUUUAGUCAGUUCGCUUUCUUUUGUGUAGCUAUAGACCUUUAUCAUCCAGACAGAGCAUCCAGAUCGAUUGUUUGACCCAAAAAGGGACAUUGGCAUGAUCCUUCCUUUGUGUUUUCAAUAUACUUCAAGGGAAAUGGUUAACUGACCGUAUUAUCGACCGUUUUAAUGAUCGCGGAUAUUCGUUAGACGAGUUUGGGUACCCUACCCGGAUGUGCAUAUUGAAUGACCGUGACUUGUGUGUGUGUGUUUCAGACCGGAGCUCCGUUCGCUUUUUCCAUGUAAUAUUACGUUAUAUUACACGCUGAGACCGUACCGGGUAUUAUAGUUUUGAGUGAAGCACGACGCGCUUGUGUUUUCCUAGUACUACACUUGCGUACGUUUAUUUGGAUUAUAUUUAAUGGCAUAGCCAUGAAGCCGCAAGUGAUGACCAUAUCCACUACUGUCUUAAACGAGGAACAGCAAAAUGGUGAAAUGCCACACAAAUCUGCAAAAUUUGAUAUACUGCACGUGAAAGAAGAGCCGGUUGACAACAGCGAUAUCGAGUCGACCACUUCCCCCGACACUCCGGGGCCGCGACGCAGCCACCACCUCAAGAAGAUGAUGGAAAAAUGGAUGAAUGUCAAAGAUGGAGAUGGUGUCACAAGAAAUCACUUAUCACCUAGUAGCAAUGACACCGAUGAUGCCAGGACACCACCGAGGUCAUCCUUGAUGUCGCCUUCGAAAUCACCGCCGAAGUCGUCGAAAUCCCCGUCUUCCCCUCGCCUCAAUCUUUCAAACAUACCGCCAGAUCCUCGGAAAUGGACCUCACUGCAUGUAGGAAGCUGGGUCGAGGCGGUAGCAGCAAAAUAUGCCUUCGAAGUGAACAAGUCAGACUUUCAAAUGAACGGAAUGGGAUUGUGCCUUAUGAAACGGGAAGGAUUCUUACAUCGAGUGCCCGAACACGGUACGAUUCUUUUCGAAGAUUUCCGAAAGAGGCUUCGGCAGUAUCUCACCGCAUGUCGGCAAAGGGUGCGGACUACCUAUUCGCACCCAGGGACCGCAACACUUCCCGGUAGAGCGCACCACUUCCCGGCACCCACCGCAUCAGGGGCGUCACAAGUGCCGACAUCACCCAUUGUUCAACCCGGUCAGGCGGGUUCUCAGUUAAUUGCCCCAUUUUCGGCACUUCGGAACGUACUUGAUCGCAACCCAUCGGGAGUUUCCGGGAUUCAUCGGUCUUUGCACACGGUACCACCACAACAGGAACCGUUGCCGUUUCGGAACAUUGCACCGUUUCCCGGGAAUAAUCCUCAACCAUCGGGACGGAAUGAUCAUACAUUUCUGCCACCACCUCAAGCCGGGCCGUCCGCGAGCACGACUGGACAAUCGUCCCCUCUAGUAGCCACUCUAAAUGGUCAGUUCUAUGCAGCUGCUUCCCACAUUGUGGGUGCAUCACCAAUGCAUCCACGUCUUCCUAUUCCCGGUUUACCGGCAUCUACAGCAAAAACGUCAUCUCCUUUGCACAUGACCCUCCCGACCUCAGCUUCCUCGGCUCACCCUUGCACGCAAGUUACACCCGUUCAGAGUACCUCGGUGUCUACGUCGUGUCAAGUACACAAUCCUCCAGCCGUUUCCGGCCAUCGUCUCUCUAACUUUCCCCACAUGGGUAAUCCAUGUUACCUCCAUCAUUCACCGUACUACCGAUUUGUUCCUAUCUACCGAACAAUGCGAGUUGUCGGGCGUUUUGAGCCUGUACCGUAUGGGUAUCCACUCACUGUACCCUCAACGACAUCACCCGACGCCUCAUCAGACGUCCCGCCAAACCAACCACCAAACGCCACACCAAGCGUCCCGCUAAGUGCCCCACCGAACGCCACGCCAAACCCCGUGUCGGAAUCCACGAGCCAAUCACAAGCCUCCAUUGCAUCUCAGAGCACGACGUCACCGCCAGUCAACCAAUCGCAAGCUCUAGAUUUGUCAACCUCAAAUAGUACUAGACCCGCUCCAUCUCAAGAGCAGAAUGUGCCUUUCAGCGGCGGUCAUAAGCGAAUCAAAACAGAACCCCAAUGAAAAGAAAAUAUUGAUAUGUUAUUAUUGUAACAAAUAUGAACAGAUUUACAUUGAAAUAGACAGUAAACUCUCUUCACAAUGUCUAUUGAUUCGCGCUAACAGAUACAUAACCAGCAGCCUCUAUUUCCCCGCAUUUAUCACGAUUUUCUUUUUGGUAACUUUCCUAGGAGGGACGCAACCGCGUUAUUCAGUUUUCGCCGCGACUAUAGCGAGUAAUUUAGCUCGCGUAUGCAUGCUGUGCGUGCAGUAGAAAUGACGUCACUACCAAGAUUUUGACAUUCCUACAUUAACCCGACCAAAUGUGAUUACCAGGCGAUGAUAAUGAUAUUAUUUUUAACUUGAUAUAACUGGUAGCGCGGAUUUCUUUAUUUAAUGCAAUCAUUUCCCCCUUCUGAAUUUCAGCUGCAGAAAUAAACCCACCUUUUUGUUAAUUAUUUAUUGGAAAAAAAAUCAUGUAUAUAUAUAAUUCCAUUUUCUUUGCUUUAAUUUCACCUUUUUUAUUGAUCUGAUGAGUCCGCCACUGGUUUACCUCUUUCAGCUUUCGUCCAUUUUGUUUUUACCUCACUUGUGAUUGGAUGUGUGUUUUCAUUGCAACUCUUGAUCAGCCAAUCAAAUUCGAGCUCUGAUUGUAUAUGAGCCAAUGGCCUGCCAGGAUGUAGACAUCAUGCAAAAUGCUUCUUGCUGAUUGGUUGAUGCAUUAAUAGCGGCAUGGGAGACCGUAAGGCUAUUGACACACUACUCCUCUUCUGAUUUACCCAACCAAGUUUUGCGCAGAGUCAAUCAGAUGCAAGGAUUUUCAGUUUAUAUCAUCUGUCAGCGAAGAUUACUAAAAAAAAGGUCUUUAAAAAAAACUAGUGAAUCGUUUCAUCAACAUUAAUUUUGUCAUUCGAUUGUCAGGGGCCUGUUCCUGAAAGAAUUGUGAUUAAUCGCAACUCAAGCGCUAAUCGUAAGUGCACUCGUCUGAUUGGCCAAAAAAAUCAAGUUCUGAUUGAUUUCCGGUUGAUUGAUUGAGUUGCUUUUGAUUGCAAUUCUUUCUGAAACGCGUCCCUGGAUCUGAAAACUUUCCUUGAGUUUGAUUGGCUGAGAAGGGCAAUUUCUAAAGUAUAUGUCGGAUAAAAUAGACUUUGUCGGAUAAGGCAUCCGACAAACCUUUCAUGAAAUACUGCAAAGACUUGAAACGAAACUCGUACACCCAUUUAAACAUAACAAAACAAGUAGCUCCCAUAAUUUUUCAACGAAACAGUUGCAGAUGAGAAGGGCAGUUCCUAUGGUAACUGUCGGAUAAAAUAGACUUUGUCGGAUAAAAACAUCAGAUAAAUCCUUUUAUGAAAUACUCCCUGACUUGAAACUGAACUCGUGCACCCAUUUAAACAUGACUAAACAAGUUGCUUCCUUUAACUUUUCAACGAAACAGAUUUGAACAAAAUAUUUUGGCAUGAAUGUGGCUACAUUCAUUGGCUAACUUUGUAAAGGUAUUACGUUUAUAUAUACCUCUAUUUUCAUCGUUCCUUUCUCUCUUAUCUCUCACUACCUCAUUUUUUGUCUAUACAUAGGGCCUAUAGAUUGAUUCUUUUCCAUUUCCCACUUCAAAAGGUCUUAUAGUUAAAUUCUGCUGAACCUAUGAUUUUGAAGCUAUAGGUGUAACGGGUGUGUAUCAUACCAGUAACGUACACAGUAAAAUGCUGUUUAAGAUCUUAUACAACGCUGUUUACUAUAUGAACCUUCAGUAUUUGUUUAACCGUUUAAACAAUCAUGUUUAAUUCAUUGGAAAUUAGAUAUUGUAAAUUAAGCUUUGUUGCUUAAGAUUUAAACAGUUGUUUAAAUUGUUUAAACAAUUACUGUAAGGUUCAUAUAGUAAACAGCGUUAUGGACCUCUGUAAUUUAAGAUUCAUUAUCGUUCUUGAAGUGGCUAUACUACUUUUUAAUAGUGCGCAAUAUAAUGCUUUCCCCGAGUAUAGUCUUACCGAAAUAUCUGCAGAAAUGCACACACGGCCACGCAAUUACCGUGAGUAUUGACAGAUUAAAUAUUUCGAGUAUGAACACGGUCAUGAAAAUGAACUGAAUCACCACAGUAAAUUUACCCGUUGUUCGUACAGUACAUGAUUUAUUGCACAAAUUUCGCCACAAGGCACAUGCUUCUCCCAAGUCGUCAUUAUAGAGAAAAGUCUACCUCUUUGUGUAGGAGUAACAGGGAAAAGCAGUUAUACCUCAUGAUCAUUUGAUUUAUUUACAAGCGUAUUAGAAUAAAAAAAUAUAAUCAAAUAUAAAUUAUGUAGGCCUGUCUGAAGAGACUCUUCCUUUUUGCGCCUAAUAUUCUUUUCCUCGAUCAUUAUACACAGACAGUUCAGAUUUUAGUUUAUUUACCAUUCCACAUAAUUUGUUAUUCAGUGUUUCAUAAUGUAUUUGCCCCUCAAUAACUGGGCUUUAAAAUCUCUUGUUUAUUUCGUAUUUUUUUCAUAUAACCUCCAGGAAAAGUCGAUAGUCGCUCCUGAAACCUCCAAUAAUAAUCAGUGACGGUAAUUAUACAAGGAGUUUUUAAAAUAAGUUGGUAACAGUAUGAAAAGCACAUGCAUAACAGUUUUUCAUGCAUAUAAUGAAUAUCUUGCCAUUAUGUACACGGCUAUCAGAAAAAAUAUAUCUUUAGAAAUACUUGAAGUUCUUAUAAUUAAUUCGGUAUUGGGUUCUACAACUGUUUUUUUUUAUAUUGUGAAGAUAAUCAUUGUCAUAUAAGUGUCAUACAAUGUAAGCAAGUUCUCUUUACAUGAUUAACCUGUAUACCUCUAGGUAAGUGUUCUGUACAUUUAGCAACUUUUCUUGAGUAAAAACAUGAUCGUAUAACUUUGUAUAUCUGCUGUUUCAAUAAAAUCAAGACAUAUUUUCAUUAAAGUCUGCUUCCAAUAAGUAAUGCUUGGAAUAAACAGUAAAUCCUAAUCUUUAUUUUGAAAGAAUGUUGGGAAAUCAAGUUCCUUUUUAUAGCUAUUUUAAUGUGAAGCCAUGUAUAUGUUUCUUUACAUGGUUAUGAUUUUAGUCUAUUUUGGGGUCUCGAAUUUUCAAGGAUUAUUUUGAUAUAUGUAUAUAUCCAUCUCACGAUUGUCAAACAUGGAUUAUCUGCGUUUUUCAGCUUUGCUUUCAAAAUAUAAUAAAGUUUAUAUUUGAUUUUA